AUGCAUUUCCACGCCACUUCAAUCGGUCUACUUGCGGCUGUCCCCUCGGCACUGGCCUUCUGGCCAAGCUACUAUGCCGAACCCGCGAGUCUCUACCGGAAUGAUGAGCCCAGUGUCAAGGUCGAAACAUUGUAUCAAUUCCCAAACAAUGGAUCCUGGAUUGACAAUCUUGCCUUGCGCUCUGACGGGAGUGUCCUUCUCACGCGUUUGGAUACUCCUGAAGUCUGGUCUGUGGACACUGUCACUGGAAAUGCAACGCUAGUUCACUCCUUCGCCAAUGCGACCAGUUGCUUUGGAAUCAGCGAGAUCGAUGAUGAUGUCUUUGCCGUUGUGGUGGGCAACUUCUCCACAAAGACAUAUCAACCCACCGCGGGAUCCUUCACGGUCCAGAAACUGGACUUCAAUAACGUUCAUGCAACCGAGAACGAGGACGCGACCCAAAUGGCAUCAGUCUCCCACAUCGCUGCUCUUCCAGAAGCCCAGGCUUUGAACGGCAUGGCUUCUUUCACCAAGGAGUCGCACUUGGUGUUGAUUGCAGACAGCCCCAAGGGAGUGGCAUGGAAACUCAACACCGAGACCGGCGAAUACUCCAUCGCUCUCAAUGAUACCACCAUGCUACCCGCCGAGGGCCAGGCCCUCCCACUCGGUGUCAAUGGCCUCAAAUUGGUUGAUGACUACAUCUACUACUCCAGCACCACCCGCAUGCAAUUCGGCCGUGUCCAAGUCAAUCAGGAUGCCACCCCGGCCGGAGACUACGAGAUCAUCGCCAGUGGAUUCUUGCCGGAUAACUUGGACGUGGCCUCAGAUGGCACCGCAUAUAUUGCAACCGACCCGCAGAACUCGGUUGUUCGCAUCUCGCCCUAUGGACAGAUUUCGUUGGUGGCUGGUGGCCAGCUUUCCACUCAGAUGCCAGGGCCAACUUCUUGCCGGCUCACGAGCGAUGGUAAGACACUGUAUGUUGGGACGAGCGGAGGCCAAGUUGCUCCCGUGCUGGGCACCUUUAUGGAACCUGCCAAGGUGGUGAAGAUUACUUUUGAGUGA
Penicillium subrubescens is the source of this 1041-nucleotide messenger RNA. RefSeq lists its product as uncharacterized. The coding region runs from base 1 to 1041 and encodes 346 amino acids. The record is from RefSeq and is a predicted model, not a curated record. NCBI's taxonomy places the organism in Eukaryota, Fungi, Ascomycota, Eurotiomycetes, Eurotiales, Aspergillaceae. The transcript has a single exon.